AUGCGCGCUCCCACACUUCCUGCAUCGACUCCUAAUCUUCCAGACGAAAAGAAGGCCCGCCCCACCAAGAGCAACAACUCGAAGCCUGUUCAGAGCAAUGGCUUCAAAGCUCCCCCAAUGUCACCAAGAAAACCUAAUUCGCAGCCGAAGAACAUCGGAGAGCGCAGUCAGCCAGACUAUGUGGCAACCGCAAUUGAAGGUCUCUCAUUGGUCAAGGACGCAGACAUUGCCUCAAGUGGCCUACAAAGUGCAGGGAGCGGUGAAUCUCUUGGAGAUGAUCAGUCACAUCUCUCGACCUCUUCCAUGAAACAACAAAGCUUUGAUACCAAAAGCAUGGCUUCUGUCACUACCUUCGCAAUGGAUGAGAAGGAGAGCAUUCGCCCGGAUGACAGCGCCAGUGUCAGAGCUGUAGAAGACGAUGAAACGUCGAGCGUCCCACACAAAGAGGAUACAUCAGCAUUGAAUGCACGCCAAUCCCUGCGGCUGAGCACGUCUGGGGUGACAAUCGCUACACGCCGUUACCACACGUUAACCCUGACCAAUCCGCCACGGUUUGGAGAUCUGCCAGCCCCAAUCGUACAGGCUGAGCAGCCCGAGCCUGCACCUCCUUCAGAAGGCUCGAGCGAACAGCACUCCGAUCCCCACGAAAGAGCCCCAUCGCUUCCAAUUGCUCCCGAUGAGAAGUUGCUCGAUGCUUUGGCCUCAGCCAAGGAUCGUCUGCCUUUGCUGCAACUCGAGGAGAAGUUUUUGGCAUUGAUUGCGAACCCAUCGACACAAUUUCUCGACUUGCCCCCCCAAAACUCCUUUGCCAGACUGCUUGCACACAAAUUGGCCGAUUAUUACUCGCUUGCCCACCACAUCAACGAGGAUGGCACCUCCAUACGCGUCUUCCGGACGCCCAAUCCCGCUCUGCCGACUUCAUUGCAUGUCCUCGCAAUGUCCAUCCCUGCCGGGCCGCUACAACCUCCUUCAGCUGCCACAUUUAAGAUCAUGCGUAGAGCUGGACUUGGCACACGACAAGGUUCUGCCGGCGCCAGUACUCCAGCAAGCUCUUCCGCCCCUUCCAAAGCCACCUCAGAAGCCGGCUUGGAAACAACCAGCGAGGAAGGCAUCGUGUCCCCAACUGAGGGGACCCCGAACAAGGACAAGUCGAAGCUCACUCGAGAAGAGCGUGAAGCGCAGUACAAAGCAGCAAGAGAGCGCAUCUUUGGCGACUUCCAGGAGUCGGUAACGAGCGAGAGUGCUUCGACUGGCGAGAAUUCGGCGAGUAUGUCACGGUCAAGCUCAUCUAGCGGAAAGAGAAAGGCUCGAAAACAGAAGACGCCAAAAGACGACAGCUUCGAAGCCCGCUCCGCAUAUGUCCCUAGUUAUGCUCCCAUGCAUAUGGCGAACAUGCAGUCUCAAUACCAGACUCACUAUUCGGAUCAGGCAUAUCAAGGAGCCUACCAGAACCCGACCAAUGGCUAUGGCGGAAACAUGAACUUUGGGACGACUCCGACUCAAGCUUACCCCGGCUUUGACCAGACCAUGCCUUACAACAACGCACCCGUGGGCUACGGAGCCGCCAGUACCCACUCAUUUAGUCCUGCGGAAUCUUGGUCAUCAAUGCAGACGCCUCCUGCCAAUGGGUAUUACAACUACUCAGCCUCUCCGACCAACUACCAACAGGGUAUGCCGCCCAUGCUGAAUCAGAUGAACAGCCAGUACUUGCAACAGACACAUCCAGGGAUGCAACAACCACAGAAUUGGAUGAACAACCCAUAUCAAGCUCCUUAUCCGCAGUCCCAAGCCCAAGGGAACCCCAACGUCAAUGGUUGGUCUGGUUAUCAGCCCAAUCAAGGCAUGAAUAACCCAGUGCCAUAUGGCUACGGCCAGAUGCCAAGUCAGAACUUCGGCGGCAAUGCCAAUCAGCCGUACAAUGCUCAGUACGCAAACCAAGGCACAUACUCUAGAUCGCUUUUCAAUCCCCAGACGCGCUCCUUUGUCCCAAGCAAUGCCACGAGCCGUAACGGUGGACGCCAUGGACGGAAGAAGCCCUCGCCCGCCUCAAGCCAGACCCAGAGUCGAAACAAUAGCGUUGUCGCUGCCUCAAGAUCGUACGGCUCUGAAAAUUCUGGGACACCACCGCCACCAUCGACUCGUGGGUUUGAACGUGGACUCGCCGCUAAUGUAUCCUCACCUCAACAGCGAAUUCCAGUUAAGGAAGAUUCUCUCCAACAGAAGUACGGGGCGCCUGCACACUUGCCUAAGAAGCCUCCUCCGUCGCAGGUACUGUCGUCGUAUGAUGUGGAGAAUAUCAAUAAUGCUGCGGUCGCCACGAGCUCAUUAACUCCGAAUCCGCAAACUGCUGCUAUCCCAUCUGGAACGAGAGGCAUUGGCACUAAUAACGUGUCUAGUCCGGGUUUGGAGCAAGCUAAUGGACCAUCUGCAUGA
Molecule: messenger RNA, 2433 nt
Organism: Cladophialophora yegresii CBS 114405
Lineage: Eukaryota; Fungi; Ascomycota; Eurotiomycetes; Chaetothyriales; Herpotrichiellaceae
Exons: 3
Coding region: 1-2433 (810 amino acids)
Biological process (GO): galactose metabolic process
Molecular function (GO): nucleic acid binding
Source: RefSeq, a predicted model, not a curated record